Humulus lupulus (European hop) is the source of this 468-nucleotide messenger RNA. RefSeq lists its product as uncharacterized. Lineage: Eukaryota; Viridiplantae; Streptophyta; Magnoliopsida; Rosales; Cannabaceae. The transcript has a single exon. The coding region runs from base 1 to 468 and encodes 155 amino acids. The record is from RefSeq and is a predicted model, not a curated record.
AUGCCGAUGCCCCUCGCAAAGUUAGCAUCCACAAAGGAUGGAGAUAUACUCGAGUCUGUACCUGUGGAGUACUUAUCUAGGCCAAGCAUCACUGAAGAAGAGGUUCAUAUGAUCAACACCCCAAAAGAAUCAUGGGUCGACCCAAUUAUGAAAUACCUAAGGGAUGGAGCUUUACUGACAGACAAGAGAGAGGCUCGGAGGCUGGUAUAUAAAUCUGCCCAGUACACCUUAGUAGACGGGGUCUUCUACAAGAGAGGAUUUUUUGUGUCGCUCUUGCGGUGUGUUGAUGAAGAGGAAGCAAUGAAAGUUCUAUAUGAAAUACAUGAGGGCGAAUGCGGCAACCAUGCGAGUAGGCCAUCUACGGCUAGGAAAACAAUGAGACAAGGAUACUACUGGCCCUCUAUGGAUAAGGAUGUGACAAAUGUCAGAGACACGCAAACUACUCCCGGAAGCCCCCAAAUGAGUUGA